Ruditapes philippinarum (Manila clam) is the source of this 381-nucleotide messenger RNA. Its product is annotated as tRNA wybutosine-synthesizing protein 5-like. The record is from RefSeq and is a predicted model, not a curated record. The annotation marks the transcript as partial. The transcript has 3 exons. NCBI's taxonomy places the organism in Eukaryota, Metazoa, Mollusca, Bivalvia, Venerida, Veneridae.
UUAUUUUCCUUUGUUAUAAAUCGAUAGGAGCUAUCCGUUCCUAUCGCACCUGUCAGACGGUAAUUGACAAAAAUGAAAACAAGCCCAAGAACUGUUGACAUACAUCAACAUGUCAGUCAAGAAACAUUUAAUGAAUUAUAUACUAAGAGAGAACCUGCUGUGUUAAGAGGACUUGAUAUUGGACUUUGUCGGGAGAAAUGGACUCCGGAAUAUCUGGCAGAGAAAGGCGGAGAUAGAGAAGUAAAAAUACACGUGUCCAAGACUGCCCAGAUGGAUUUCAUCAACAAAAACUUCAUGUAUAGGUCAUUACCUUUCAGUGAGCUUGUUAAAAGGGCUUCAAAGCCAAAACAAGAAGAGUUCUUCAUAGAGGAGGUAAAAAAA